AACGGGCUGUCCCCGCUCCACAUGGCAGCGCAGGGGGAUCACAUCGAAUGCGUCAAACACCUUCUGCAGCACAAGGCUCCUGUGGAUGACGUCACGCUGGACUACUUGACCGCAUUGCAUGUGGCAGCGCACUGUGGUCACUACAGGGUCACCAAGCUGCUGCUGGACAAGAGGGCCAAUCCCAAUGCCAGGGCUCUGAAUGGCUUCACUCCUCUGCACAUAGCCUGUAAGAAGAACCGGGUGAAAGUGAUGGAGCUUCUCGUCAAAUAUGGAGCCUCCAUUCAGGCCAUCACAGAGUCUGGUCUGACUCCCAUCCACGUAGCGGCCUUCAUGGGUCACCUCAACAUCGUCCUGCUCCUUCUGCAGAACGGAGCCUCUCCGGAUGUCAGCAACAUUCGUGGAGAAACCGCCCUGCACAUGGCAGCCCGGGCCGGCCAGGUGGAGGUGGUCAGAUGUCUGCUGAGAAACGGGGCCGUAGUGGACGCCCGGGCACGGGAGGACCAGACCCCCCUCCACAUCGCGGCCCGUUUGGGUAAGACGGAGAUGGUCCAGCUGCUGCUGCAGCACAUGGCCCACCCGGACGCCGCCACGGCCAACGGCUACACGCCGCUGCACAUAUCGGGCCGGGAGGGCCACGUGGACACGGCCUCCGUCCUGCUGGAGGCCGGGGCCUCGCACUCCCUGGCCACAAAGAAAGGUUUUACUCCUCUGCAUGUUGCCUCUAAGUACGGGAGCCUGGAUGUGGCCAAACUACUGCUGCAGCGCCGCGCGCCUCCUGAUUCUGCUGGGAAGAACGGCCUCACUCCACUCCAUGUUGCGGCACAUUAUGAUAACCAGAAGGUGGCGCUCCUACUUCUGGACAAAGGAGCGUCCCCCCACACCAUGGCCAAGAACGGCUACACUCCUCUACACAUCGCUGCUAAGAAGAACCAGAUGGACAUUGCCACGGUGCUGCUGCAGUACAGCGCAGAUACCAACAUACUGACCAAGCAGGGGGUCACUCCGCUUCAUCUGGCCUCCCAGGAGGGGCACGCAGACCUGGCCACCCUGCUCAUCAGCAAAGGAGCCCAGAUUAACGUUCCCAACAAGAGCGGACUGACCGCCCUCCAUCUGGCCGCCCAGGAGGACAAAGUCACUGUGGCUGAGAUCCUGGCCAAGAAUGGAGCCAACCUUGAUCAACAAACCAAACUGGGCUACACUCCACUAAUUGUAGCAUGCCAUUACGGGAAUGCCAAGAUGGUCAACUUCCUGCUUCAAAAUGGAGCUAGCGUCAAUGCCAAAACCAAGAGUGGAUACACUCCCCUUCACCAGGCAGCCCAACAAGGGAACACCCACAUCAUUAAUGUGCUGUUACAAUACGGUGCCAAACCCAACGCUAUCACUGUGCAGACGGUGACAGAGAAACACAAGCUGAACGUGCCCGAGACUAUGACUGAAGUCCUCGACGUUUCCGAUGAAGAGGGUGAUGACACAAUGACGGGUGAUGGGGGGGAAUAUCUGAGGGCCGAGGACCUCAGAGAGCUGGGAGACGACUCCCUGCCCGGUCAGUAUCUGGACGGAAUGAACUACCUGCGCUUCAGCCUGGAGGGGGGGCGCGCUGACAGUUCAGACAGGUCCUUCACACCCACCCACCACAGCUUUUACUCUCCUAGACAUGAAGGCAUGAUGGAGGAGAUGCUCACCAGUCAGCAGAUGUCGUUGCUUACCCGGGAGAACGAGAAGGAUUCCUACCGGCUGAGCUGGGGCACAGACAACCUGGAUAAUGUGGCUUUGUCCUCCAGCCCCAUCCACUCUGGCUUCCUGGUCAGCUUCAUGGUGGACGCCAGGGGCGGGGCCAUGCGUGGCUGCCGACACAACGGCCUCCGCAUCAUCGUCCCCCCCCGCAAGUGCAGCGCGCCCACGCGGGUCACCUGCCGGCUGGUCAAGCGCCACCGACUGGCCACCAUGCCCCCCAUGGUGGAGGGGGAGGGCCUGGCCAGCCGGCUCAUCGAGGUGGGGCCCUCCGGAGCCCAGUUUCUCGGUAAACUCCACCUCCCCAGUGCCCCCCCACCUCUAAAUGAGGGAGAGAGUUUGGUUAGCAGAAUCCUCCAGCUUGGUCCACCAGGGACAAAAUUCCUUGGUCCUGUGAUUGUUGAGAUCCCUCACUUUGCCGCUCUGCGGGGGAAAGAGCGAGAGCUGGUCAUCCUGAGGAGUGAGACAGGAGAGAGCUGGAAGGAGCACCACUGCGAAUUCACCCAGGAGGAGCUUAACCAGAUCCUAAAUGGCAUGGAUGAAGAUCUGGACACACCUGAGGAGCUGGAGCGGAAACGCGUCUGUCGAAUCAUCACGAGAGACUUCCCGCAAUACUUUGCCGUGGUGUCACGCGUCAAGCAAGACAGCAAUCUGAUUGGUCCUGAGGGAGGAAUCCUAAGCAGCACUGUUGUGCCCCAAGUCCAGGCAGUGUUUCCCGAGGGGGCACUCACUAAGAGGAUAAGGGUUGGACUCCAGGCCCAGCCAGUGAGUGUAGACGUAGUGCGGAAGAUCCUUGGUAACAAGGCCACCUUCAGCCCCAUCGUCACCCUAGAGCCCCGCAGGAGGAAGUUCCAUAAACCCAUCACCAUGACCAUUCCUGUACCCAAGAGCAACUCCAACCCGGUCCUGAACGGUUUUGGAGGGGACACACCCACUUUACGAUUGCUCUGUAGUAUAACCGGUGGAACAACUCCAGCCCAGUGGGAGGAUAUAACAGGAACCACCCCGUUAACUUUUAUCAAUGACUGCGUAUCGUUCACCACUAAUGUGUCUGCCAGAUUCUGGCUUAUAGACUGUCGACAAAUCCAGGAAUCGGUAUACCGAGAGAUUAUCUGUGUCCCCUACAUGGCCAAGUUUGUCAUAUUUGCCAAGACCCAUGACCCCAUUGAGGCCCGCCUACGCUGCUUCUGCAUGACCGACGACAAGAUAGACAAAACCCUGGAGCAACAGGAGAACUUCACCGAGGUCGCCCGGAGCAGAGACGUGGAGGUUCUUGAAGGAAAACCUAUCUAUGCAGACUGCUUCGGAAACCUAGUUCCUUUAACAAAAAGUGGACAACAUCAUCUCUUCAGCUUCUAUGCCUUUAAAGAGAAUAGACUGGCACUCUUCAUCAAAAUCCGAGACAACACUCAGGAGCCAUGUGGUCGACUGUCCUUUAUGAAAGAACCCAGGAACUACAGGGCACUAACCCAACAUGCCAUUUGCAACCUAAACAUCACACUCCCGUCCUACUGCAAGGAGUCCGAUUCUGACCAAGAGGAAGAGGCCAGCAGAACAUUUGAGAAAUGUAAGUAA
Messenger RNA from Menidia menidia (Atlantic silverside), 3306 nucleotides. Lineage: Eukaryota; Metazoa; Chordata; Actinopteri; Atheriniformes; Atherinopsidae. The record is from the annotation of a GenBank genome assembly.